Messenger RNA from Gadus chalcogrammus (walleye pollock), 3725 nucleotides. RefSeq names its product proline-rich protein 5-like. The record is from RefSeq and is a predicted model, not a curated record. The coding region runs from base 422 to 1915 and encodes 497 amino acids. Gene Ontology annotation, cellular component: TORC2 complex. Gene Ontology annotation, biological process: TORC2 signaling. Lineage: Eukaryota; Metazoa; Chordata; Actinopteri; Gadiformes; Gadidae. The transcript has 10 exons.
UUCCAUCCUUAUCCUGCUGACUUAAACGCACGCGCGCACAGACAACACGCGCAUCAGCACUCAGCUUGUUGGUGCGGUCCGACCAUCAGGAGGAACACGGGUUGACGUGUUUUCACGUCCGCACUUCCUCAACACACGGGAUGACGUUCAGGGCUUCUCUGUACUUCGGGAAGUCUCCAGUUCGCCGACCCACCUUCAUCAUGGAGACAGUGGGAACUGUCGGUCUCGGAUCCACAAGUUAAUCUGUCGUUCAGGAGAUCCCGCAUCAUAGGUGGUGAAUUCUGACCAUCUCGUUUCUGGGAGAAACUGGACAUCAAGUUAUUUCGACGGCUUGUUCGACGAAGUUUUCCAAAAGAUGCUGGCUGGGUUGCAGAGGAAGGUCGGACAGGGUCACUAGGCCACAGUCGCCCUUCAGCCAACCAUGGAACGAGAGGGAUCCUUUAGGAGGAGCCUACAGAGCCGUCUGAGGCAGGGCAGCAGCUCCUCCAGCCUGACCGACCUGUCCCAGGGGGGAGGGGGAGGAGUGGGGGAGAAGGGGGGAGGAGCGCCAGACGACAAGGGGACCCAGCAGAGGAGGGCAGGCGCCAACGCCACCUGGAACAGCAUCCACAAUGCAGUGAUCGCCGUGUUCCAGAAGAAGGAGCUGGGAGAAAACGAGCUCUACACUCUGAAUGAAGGAGUCAGGCAGCUGCUGAAGACAGAACUGGGCUCGUUCUUCACUGAGUACCUUCAGAACCAGCUGAUGACCAAAGGCAUGGUCAUCCUUCGAGACAAGAUCCGCUUCUAUGAAGGUCAGAAGCUCCUGGACUCUCUGGCUGAGACCUGGGACUUCUUCUUCUGCGACGUCCUGUCGAUGCUGCAGGCCAUCUUCUACCCAGUGCAGGGUAAGGAGCCCUCCGUGCGGCAGCUGGCUCUGAUCCACUUCAGGAACGUCAUCACGCUGAACCUGAAGCUGGACGAGGCGCUGGGCCGGCCGCGCGCCCGCGUGCCCCCCUCCAUCACCCAGAUGCUGCUCAUACUGCAGGGGGUCCAUGAGGCCGGGGGUGUGACAGACUCCUACCUGGGUCUGGAGGCUCUGAUCCAGAAGGCCGUCUCUCCCUACCUGGGGACGCACGGCCUGUUCUCUGCCGACCAGGGCACCGCGCAGCAGGACUCCUGCUGCAUUCUGGAUAAGCACAUAAGGCGUCGUCUGCCCGGGGGUCCCCCCGGGGCCAAGAGCCUGGUGGUCCGCUCCCAGAGCUACAACGUGCCGCUGCUGCCCCCCGUGGUGGAGCAGGACGUGGACCCCCCCGCCGGCCCCCCCGCCGUCCGCCGCCACUCCGUCUGCCAGAUGACUUCCUGCUUGGAGGAAUGCAGCGCCCCGCCCGAACCCACGGGCAACGCCACUAGCAGUAGAACCAGCAACCAAACCAGCAAGUGUGCCUCAUCCAACCAGCUGCCUGCCCCAGAGCACGGACGGCCAGGUUCCCUGUCAUUGGUCGGGAGCUUGGGGAGGCAGAGCUCCGAAGCAACCCGCGGGGACGACCUGCCCUCUGACCUCCAGGGCCCCGCCCCCUCACCCUGCCUCCUCCCCUCCCCCUCCCCCUGCCACACAGGCUCCUCCCUGGGCUCCCCCUCCUCCUCCUUCUCCUCCUCCUCCUGCUGCAGGGUGCGACUCCCCCCCACCCCCCCCCCCUCGGCUCGGAGACGGAGGUGGGCGGGAUCUUCCUGGACUUCUCCAACCGCCGACGCUCCACCUACAGCAACGACAGCGGCAGCCAGGGUGUGGUGUGACACACACACACACACACACACGCACACGCACACACGCACACGCACACGCAUACACACACGCACACGCACACACGAGCUCAGGAUUCUUUGGAGGGAUGGGGCAAAUAAUUUUCUCCGCUAUAAUGUGACGUUAUUAACAUAGUUUCAUUUUGUGGUCUCCACCACUAGAGGGCAGCAGGCUUCCUUCCUGUCUGUCGGCUUCAUGUCGACAGACAGGAAGAUUGGUGCCAGAGACUAAACCAGGUCUAUAAUGUACUAUAGUCUAUUCUACUGUUAUAUAAUAUAUAAUGGUAAAACAGGUCUAUAAUGUACUAUAGUCUAUUCUACUGAUAUAAUAUAUAAUGGUAAACCAGGUCUAUAAGGUACUAUAGUCUAUUCUACUGAUAUAAUGGUAAACCAGGUCUAUAAUGUAUUAUAGUCUAUUCUACUGUUAUGUAAUAUAUAAUGGUAAACCAGGUCUAUAAUAUACUACUCUAUUCUACUGUAAUAUAAUAUAUAAUGGUAAACCAGGUCUAUAAUGUACUAUGGUCUAUUCUAUUGUAAUAUAAUAUAUAAUCGUAAACCAGGUCGAUAAUGUACGAUAGUUUAUUGUACUUUUAUAUAAUGGUAAACAAGGUCUAUAAUAUACUAGUCUAUUCUACUGUAAUAUAAUAUAUAAUUUACUAUAGUCUAUUCUACUGUAAUUUAAUAUAUAAUGUACUAAAGUCUAUUGUACUGUUAUAUAAUAUAUAAUGGUAUCAAGAUGUUUUCAUAGGACGAUUUAUAUCCCGCUGAUGGGCACAGUAAGGAAAACAGAAUAUUAUGGGAUGUAUUUGCACUAUUAUUUAGCAAGGUGAAUCAUUGUCCGUCAUGAAGCAUUAAUCUUGGUGGGGGUCUUUAUAUUAACAUGUCAGUCUUUAUAUAUGAUAUAUAUGGGAGAAGGGGGAGAAUUAACACGUUUUUUGUCCCUAUUUUUGGCUUCAAGGGAUGGUUAUAAAAGCAAAGGGACAAAUGGCCUAUUAUAUCUUUGCCAUGCUCAGAAUUUUGUAAUAUAUAUUUAUAGAUUUAUGGAACAUAUUUUUUUUAUUCAAAAAUGGAAAUAAAGAAUUAGAUUGAAAGACCUGUUUAAAGUGUUUUAUAUUGCCAGUGAAAACGGAUAGAAAAGGCCUUGCACUAACCCUGUACCAACGUGACCUAAACUAACUCUGUUAACGUUACUUAUUUAACACCAGACAGAAGUCUGCAGACACUGCCGCCCUUUGGACACAUUACAACAUGACCAUGGGCAAAUCAUUUAAUAUUAAUUAUAAAAGUACAUCCUCAUCGUCAUCGUCAUCGUCAUCCGCUUAUCCGGGGUCGGGUCGCGGGGGGAGCAGCUCAAGUAGGGGGCCCCAGACUUCCCUUUCCCGGGCCACAUUGACCAGCUCUGACGGGGGGAUCCCGAGGCGUUCCCAGGCCAGUGUUGAGAUAUAAUCUCUCCACCUAGUCCUGGGUCUUCCCCGAGGUCUCCUCCCCACUGGACGUGCCUGAAACACCUCCAAAGGGAGGCGCCCAGUGGGCAUCCUUGCCAGAUGCCCGAACCACCUCAGCUGACUCCUUUCUAAGUAAAGGAGCAGCGGCUCUAAUCCGAGUUCCUCACGGAUGGCUGAGCUUCUCACCCUAUCCCUAAGGGAGACGCCAGCCACCCUUCUGAGAAAACUCAUCUCGGCCGCUUGUACCCGCGAUCUCGUCCUUUCGGUCAUCACCCAACCCUCAUGACCAUAGGUGAGGAUAGGAACGAAGAUCGACCGGUAGAUCGAGAGCUUUGCCUUGCGGCUCAGCUCUCUUUUCGUAACAACGGUGCGGUAAAGCGAACGCAAUACCGCCCCCGCUGCUCCGAUUCUCCGGCCAAUCUCACGCUCCAUAGUACCCUCACUCGCGAACAAGACCCCGAGGUACUUGAACUCCUUCACUUGGGCUAAGGACUCAUUUCC